Gavialis gangeticus (Gharial) is the source of this 2400-nucleotide messenger RNA. RefSeq names its product peroxisomal biogenesis factor 5 (gene PEX5). Gene Ontology annotation, biological process: protein import into peroxisome matrix, docking. Gene Ontology annotation, molecular function: protein binding. The transcript has 15 exons. The coding region runs from base 91 to 2031 and encodes 646 amino acids. Gene Ontology annotation, cellular component: cytosol; peroxisomal membrane. NCBI's taxonomy places the organism in Eukaryota, Metazoa, Chordata, Crocodylia, Gavialidae. The record is from RefSeq and is a predicted model, not a curated record.
CUGGGCCGGGGGGUGCGGGCUGCCCCUCACCGCCGUGCUCCCGCUCUUGUGUGCGCCCAGGCGCAGGCGGCGCGGCGCCCCCCGGUCACGAUGGCGAUGCGGGAGCUGGUGGAGGCGGAGUGCGGGGGCUCCAACCCGCUCAUGCAGCUGGCUGGGCACUUCACCCAGGACAAGGCCCUGCGGCAGGAGGGGCUGCCAGGCCCCGCCGCCUGGCCCCCCGCGCGCCCCGCCGACGCCGUGUCCAAGCCUCUGGGAGUGGCAUCUGAAGAUGAGCUGGUUACAGAAUUCCUCCAGGAGCAAAGUGCUCCCUUGCUCUCCCGUGUCCCCCAGACCUUUAAGAUGGAUGAUCUGCUGGCUGAGAUGCAAGAGAUUGAGCAGUCAAGUUUUCGCCAAGCCCCACAGCGAGCUCCAGGUGUGGCAGCCCUGGCUCUGUCUGAGAACUGGGCCCAGGAAUUUCUGGCUGCCUCAGAUGCUACGGCAGAUGGGUCCCCAGAUUACAACGAGGCCGACUGGUCACAGGAGUUCAUUGCAGAGGUGACAGACCCUCUGUCUGAGUCUCCUGCCAAGUGGGCAGAAGAAUAUCUGGAGCAGUCAGAGGAGAAGCUGUGGCUGGGGGAAUCGGAAGACCAGUCACUAGCAGAUAAGUGGUAUGAGGAGUAUCAGCCUGAAGAUGAUCUUAAGAAAACUGCCAUUGAUUUCCUUUCUAAAGUGGAUGAUCCCAAACUUAACAAUUCUGAGUUCCUAAAGUUUGUCCGCCAGAUCGGAGACGGGAGGGUGUCGAUCCAAGCUAAUCAGGUGACUCUGACCCCCAGAGACCAGGAUCAGGCAGAGCAGUGGGCAGCUGAGUUUAUACAGCAGCAGGGGACUUCUGAUGCCUGGGUGGAUCAGUUCACAGGGUCUGGGAACAUGUCAGCUCUUGAUACAGAAUUUGAGCAGGCCAAGAGUGCUGUUGAGUCAGACGUUGAUUUCUGGGACAAGCUCCAGGCAGAGUGGGAGGAGAUGGCCAAGCGAGAUGCAGAAGCUCAUCCCUGGCUCUCAGACUAUGAGGACCUCGCCUCCUCCUCCUAUGACAAGGGCUACCAGUUUGAGGAAGACAAUCCCAUGAGGGAUCACCCACAGGCAUUUGAAGAGGGAUUGAAGCGCCUGGAGGAGGGUGACCUCCCCAAUGCUGUCCUGCUCUUUGAGGCUGCAGCACAACAGAAACCUGACCACAUGGAGGCUUGGCAGUACCUGGGAACAACCCAAGCAGAGAAUGAACAGGAGCUCUUAGCCAUCAGUGCCCUCAGACGGUGCCUGGAGCUGCAGCCUGGGAACCUCACAGCACUCAUGGCCUUGGCUGUUAGCUUCACGAACGAGUCGCUGCAAAAGCAGGCGUGCGAGACCUUGCGUGAUUGGUUGCGCCAUAGCCCUACCUAUGCUCGCCUGGUGGAAAAGGACUCCGAUGGGAGCAGCUUGGGGACAGGUUUGGGGCACUCCAGACGUGUCCUGGGCUCAUUGCUGACUGACUCACUUUUCAUGGAGGUGAAGGAGCUGUUCCUGGCAGCUGUACACCUUAACCCAUCAGCAGUGGAUCCUGAUGUGCAGUGUGGCCUGGGUGUCCUCUUCAACCUGAGUGGCGAGUAUGAGAAGGCUGUGGACUGCUUCAGUGCAGCAUUAAGUGCACGCCCCAAUGAUCAUCUUUUGUGGAACAAGCUGGGUGCCACUCUGGCCAAUGGAAAUAGGAGUGAAGAGGCUGUGGCUGCCUAUCGCCGGGCGCUGGAGCUGCAGCCAGGCUACAUCCGCUCCCGCUACAACCUGGGCAUUAGCUGCAUCAACCUGGGGGCCCAUCGGGAGGCAGUGGAACACUUCCUGGAGGCCUUGCACAUGCAGCAAAAGAGCCGGGGCCCACGGGGCCAGCAGGGUGCCAUGUCCGACAACAUCUGGAGCACCCUCCGCAUGGCCCUCUCCAUGCUGGGCCAAAGUGACCUGUAUGGGGCAGCCGAUGCCCGGGACCUCCCCACCCUGCUCCAGGCCUUUGGCCUUCAGCAGUGACUCGGGGAUGGGCUCCCCUGUGAAUGCAGGAUGGGCCCAGUCCAGCAGUGAUAUUCCUUAGGAGGGAAAAAUUGAUUAAGGCUCAUGCAUAUUUCCUCUUCAUAUCUUCCCUUUGCUCUGCUGGGGCAAAUUGUUGGCUGCCAUUUUUGUAGGAUGUCCUACAGCAGAGUAUAACUUUUUCCCACCUUGCAUCUUAUGACCUAAGCAUCAGUGAGCAGCUCAUGUGGCACCAUCUUCCCAUGUGUAUCUGUCCCUGGCUUGGGAAUUAGGACCUUUAUCCUGUGUUCACCUCUUAAAAGAGACCCUGUGACACAAAGCUUGCAGCACUACCUUCUAAUAAAUCCCCACUGGCACCAGCUGCUCACAUGA